UCCACUAUGAGUGUGUGGUGCUAUCACUUCAUUACGUGGAUGGAGCAUAUAAGUAACAGAAGAAGUACUCUUCAAUCUUCAUACCAUUGAUUAUAUCUCCUAACUUAAUUAUACCCGAGAUAACAAAGAAAAUCCGAACAAUGGUGGCUUCAAAUGGUAAUAAUCAAGUUAUUUCCACUCAAUCUGAAUCAAACAACUAUGAUCGAAUGAAGGAAUUGAAGGCGUUCGAUGAAACCAAAGCCGGGGUAAGAGGAUUAGUUGAUGCAGGAAUUAAAGAGGUCCCAAGGAUUUUUAUUUCCCCUCCUAGUGAUGACAUCAAGAAGAAUUUGGAUUCCAACACCGAGUUAGCAAAAGAAUUUAGCAUCCCUGUUAUAGACCUUGGAGACAUUAAGAAAGGGGAUGCUCAUCAGCGCAGAAUGAUCAUUGAUCAAGUCAUAAACUCAUGUGAGAACUUUGGUUUCUUUCAAGUAGUGAACCAUGGUGUUCCCAAAAAUCUUACCGAUGGAAUGCUUGAAAAAGUGCGCUUGUUUCAUGAACAACCUGCUGAAGUUAGAGCAGCCUAUUAUUCACGUAAUCUUAAGGUGAAUUGUGGUUAUGUAAGUAAUUUUGAUCUUUACCAAGCACCAUCUGCUAACUGGAGGGACACUUACUACUGCUCCAUGGCUCCCACACCCCCAAAACCAGAAGAAAUUCCGACGGUUCUAAGGGAUACUUUGAUGGAGUACUCGGGUCACGUAGAAAAAUUAGGAUUGGAGUUGUUCGAGUUAAUCUCGGAGGGUCUGGGAUUGAAGCCGAACUACCUCAAGGAUAUGGAAUGUGCAAAAGGUUGGGCUCUUCUCUGUCACUACUAUCCAGAGUGCCCUCAACCAGAACUCACUAUUGGCACAGCCAAACAUGCCGAUUCAGAUUUUCUCACUAUACUACUACAAGAUAACUACAUCAGUGGUCUUCAAGUACUUCAUGAGAAUCAAUGGGUUGAUGUCCCUCCGGUGCCUGGUGCUCUCAUCGUGAACAUGGGUGAUCUUUUACAGCUUAUAUCCAAUGAUCGUCUAAAGAGUGUGGAGCACCGAGUUCUAGCAAACCUUGAGCAUCCUCGAGUAUCAGUUGCGUGCUUUUUUCAUGGUACCCGUCUUGAACAACCAUCAAGGAAGUAUGGACCGAUCAAGGAGUUGUUGUCGGAAUCUGAUCGUCCUAAAUAUAGAGAAACAACAGUACACGAGUAUAUAACACACUUUCAUGCAAAAGGACUUGACGGAAAAUCUGCCUUAGAUGUAUUCAAGAUUUGAACAACAUCUUAAUGAAUAACUAUGUAUCUUAGUAACCUGCAUUUUAAUCUCAUUUCGGUAAAAUAUUAGUGGUUGCCUACGUAUUGGAAAAUCAUUAUGCUCGGUUCACAGUCGGUUUCUUUUUCUCUUUCUUGAAAUGGAAAAUUAAUGCAAAUAUGAGAACAAACAAAUUAAA
Papaver somniferum (opium poppy) is the source of this 1461-nucleotide messenger RNA. Its product is annotated as 1-aminocyclopropane-1-carboxylate oxidase homolog 1-like. NCBI's taxonomy places the organism in Eukaryota, Viridiplantae, Streptophyta, Magnoliopsida, Ranunculales, Papaveraceae. The record is from RefSeq and is a predicted model, not a curated record. Bases 141 to 1286 code for a protein of 381 amino acids. The transcript is spliced from 3 exons.